UGACGAGCAUUCCAUGAGUGAGCUUCCUGCAGGGAGCAAAGGGCAGCAGGAGCGUGUCCCUGCCUGGCCAGCACCUCCUGGGGAUUUCGGACAGCAAAGGGACUGCGGCGAGGAGGAAGAGGAAGAGGAAGGCAACUGGGAAUUCCUUCAGCUUCCUGGGCUCGCUCCAGGCCAUGGCAGCCACCACGGUGACUGAUGCUGGCAGCGUGAGGAUCAUCACGGAGGUGAUCCCAGCCACGGAUCCCCGGGCGGCCCAGCUGGCCUCAGGCUCCCAGGCACCUGCCAGGACGUCAUUCCAAACUCAAGUCUUCCGGAGGGCUCAUCCCAAGGUGUUGGGGACCAUUCACAUCUUUGCCGGAAUCGUCCACAUCUGCUUCGGGAUCAUCCUGACAGUGUCAGAGCACAGGAACCCUUCCCUCCCUGUGGCCAGCGGGAUCCUCUUCUGGCUGGGGAUCCUGCUCCUGGUCUCAGGCUCAUUGCUGGUGGAAAGCGAAAGGAGAGACAGCCCUGUGCUGGUAAGAUCCAGGCUGGGAGGGACAACGUGUCCCCCCAUUCCUUAUGUCCCUUCCAGCAGGUGCCAGGACCCCUGCACAGCCUGGAUUCAUCCCACAGGACCCACAGGCCAGUCUUCCCCUUGGGAAGAGCCCCGUUCUCCCACAUGGAGCGCAGGAUGGGGGUCUGGGUCACUGUGGGAUGAGGGGGAUGAAAGGUCCAGGAGACCCUCAAGGCUCUGGAGUCACUGUGGGAUGAGGGGGAUGAAAGGUCCAGGAGACCCUCAAGGCUUUGGAGUCACUGUGGGAUGAGGAGGACAAAACUGGGUGGCUUCUCCAGGAGAUCUUUGAUCCCAGUUGAAUAAUCCAAGCGGGAAGCAGCCCUCCCCGGGGUCUAUGUCACCAGGUGCUUCCUGCAGGUCAAGACCUGCUGUGUGGUCAAUGUGGGAGUUGUCCUGGGCACGCUGGUGGCCACCGGGAUCCAUGGCACGGCCAUCACCCGGAACAUUCCC
Messenger RNA from Oenanthe melanoleuca, 1003 nucleotides. Its product is annotated as membrane-spanning 4-domains subfamily A member 15-like. The record is from RefSeq and is a predicted model, not a curated record. Gene Ontology annotation, cellular component: membrane. The transcript is spliced from 3 exons. Lineage: Eukaryota; Metazoa; Chordata; Aves; Passeriformes; Muscicapidae. Bases 174 to 803 code for a protein of 209 amino acids.